AGUCACCAAGCUGAUGCUGAACUCCCCCGGGGAUGAAAACAAGCCCAGCUUCCUGAGUUGGCUCGAUUUUUCGGAGAAGCCAAGAAAUGGGGAGAUGGAUAGUCCUCCAGGAUCAAGAAAGCAAGAAAUGAGAGAAGAAGAGAUCCCCACUCCCAAUGAUCAAGGCAGAGACUUUAGGCAGCCCCCUGACUGUGUUCCUCAGCCUUCCAGCGGUUGCCAUGUUGUCCAGCCUGGUGGAGAAGAAAAAACAGAAGUGGAGGAGUGUGAUAAGGUGGCCCAGGGCCUUGAGAUAAAGAUGCCUCCUGCUCUAAAUCUUGCUUUGGUUUCAGAGGAGUCUGAAAAGUGUUCCAGGGAAAGCGAGAACAGCCAGUCUCCUGAGAGUGGGGAAGACCUUGAGAUCUGCCAUGAACUGGGGUUGGAGUCAAACAGCCAUACUGUCUGCUUAGAAAGUCCUGGGACGGAGGGAGAACCUAUAGAGAGUUCUAAGCUGCAGACAGCCAUGGUAGUAAUGCAAGUGAAUUCUGCUCAGGAUAUCAAAGGAGGUGGCCCCUGCAAAGCUACUGCCAAAGAAGCACCAGGAGAAGAGGAAUGCAGGCUGCAAGAGGAAAGAAAGAAGGUGAGGAAACAAGAGGAUGAGAAAGCCCUGAAAGUGGCUGAUAUGAAGAAGACCUUUGAGAAACAGAAACCUGCAGCUGAGAAGUCUACUCCACCAGCUAGAAAAGAAACAAUGAGACGAGUGGUACGACAGAGCAAGUUUCGGCACGUGUUCGGUCAAGCGGUGAAAAAUGACCAGUGUUACGAUGACAUUAGAGUUUCCCGCGUUACCUGGGACAGUUCAUUUUGUGCAGUCAAUCCCAAAUUUGUUGCAAUAAUAAUAGAGGCUAGCGGAGGUGGUGCAUUUCUGGUUCUGCCUUUACACAAGACAGGUAGAAUUGACAAAUCCUACCCCACAGUUUGUGGCCAUACAGGACCAGUGCUAGACAUAGAUUGGUGCCCUCACAACGAUCAUGUCAUCGCCAGUGGCUCAGAAGACUGCACUGUGAUGGUCUGGCAAAUCCCAGAAAAUGGGCUCACGCUUUCCCUGACGGAGCCAGUGGUCAUCUUAGAAGGCCAUUCCAAGAGAGUUGGCAUAGUGGCGUGGCACCCCACGGCGCGCAAUGUGCUGCUCAGUGCUGGUUGUGACAAUGCCAUCAUAAUCUGGAAUGUGGGCACAGGUGAACCCCUCAUCAAUCUGGAUGACAUGCACCAGGACAUGAUAUAUAACGUGAGUUGGAAUCGCAGUGGGAGCCUCAUCUGCACAGCUUCCAAAGACAAAAAAGUCCGAGUGAUUGACCCCAGGAAACAAGACAUUGUUGCAGAGAAAGAGAAGGCCCACGAGGGAGCGCGGCCCAUGAGAGCCAUCUUCCUCUCCGAUGGGAAUGUUUUCACCACUGGGUUUAGCCGCAUGAGCGAAAGGCAGCUGGCACUCUGGAAUCCUAAAAAUAUGGAAGAGCCCAUUGCCCUCCAUGAAAUGGACACCAGCAAUGGGGUGUUGCUGCCUUUCUAUGACCCAGAUACCAACAUCAUUUACCUAUGUGGAAAAGGUGAUAGCAGCAUUCGCUACUUUGAGAUCACAGAUGAGUCCCCAUAUGUGCACUACCUCAACACUUUCAGCAGCAAAGAGCCACAGAGAGGGAUGGGAUUCAUGCCAAAGAGGGGCCUUGAUGUGAACAAGUGUGAAAUAGCCAGAUUUUUCAAACUUCAUGAGCGAAAGUGUGAGCCCAUUAUCAUGACUGUCCCUCGGAAGUCUGACCUUUUCCAAGAUGAUCUGUAUCCAGAUACAGCUGGGCCUGAAGCCUCUCUGGAAGCUGAGGAGUGGUUUGAGGGAAAGAAUGCUGAUCCCAUUCUCAUUUCCUUGAAGCAUGGAUACAUUCCAGGCAAAAAUAGGGAUCUCAAGGUGGUCAAGAAGAACAUCUUAGACAACAAGCCAGCGGCGAACAAGAAAAGUGAUCUCAUUAGCGCCCCAAAGAAAGUAAUGGACUCCUCAAACACUCAAAAUGAAGCCAAAUUGGAUGAAAUUUUGAAAGAGCUCAAAUCCCUAAAAGACACAAUCACCCAUCAAGACGAACGCAUUUCCAAGUUAGAACAGCAGAUGGCAAAAAUUGCGGUCUGAGAGCCAAGCGGGGACGGGGGAGGGAGGGAAGGAAGGAAGCUGAACUCAAGCUGUGAGCCAAGGGCAGGGCUCUGGGCGGUGAGGAGGUGGCACUGCCACUGGGAAGAAUGUCUCUCUUUUCCAAAGCUGGCCCUCAGGACCAUCUGGAGCCCUGUUGCAGUCCGAGCUUUCUCCUCCUCAAUUCAGAAGCACCAACAGAAGCCAAGCCUUUUUAGUGAGAAAUCUGAUUUCCUACUGUUUUUGUGACCUUGUGGCCAUUUCAAAAACUGCUGCUGUGCUACUACUUGUUCCUACUCUUUUAUGAAUUUAUUUGAAAGGCAAUCAUUCCACCUUUCUCACAAAGAACCAAGAUAGGUAUCAAACCUCCUACGAUUUGGGACCAGAAUUAUAUUGGUGGUUUUUUUUAACCUUUUUUUUUUUUUUUUUGAAACUUUAAAGUUGCCAAAGUCCAAAAGUGAUUUCUUUUUUUCCUUUUUACCAUUUUGCAGUAUUUUGUGGUCUUAGUCUGAAGGAACAUCGCUCUCUGUGUAUUUGUGCCAUUCAGAGAACAAAAAAGAGUUUUGUGGAAGCCUUCUGUGUUUGAACAAUUGGAGCGGUUGUCUCCCUGCCAUGUCUGAAACACCCAGCCAUACAAUAGCUUCAGCUCUCUGGCUUGUCCUAAAUGAUGGAUCCCCUCAUCUCUGUUGGCUCAAAAGUGAGGCAAAUGAACCUUCCCCGUUCUCCCCUUCGGCCUCCAGCUUUGCCAUCGCAGGGAUGGAGUGCUUUGUCCUGAGCUGCAUAUUGGAGUUUGUGCUGCCAUUAUUCAAACCUAUGUUGUGCUUUGGUUUAAUCUUAAUCGUGUCAAAAACUGGCUUGUUGUGGAUGCUGAUUUCUGAGUCCAUGUUUUCCUGCAGAUGUUUGUUCUAUUUAUCAUUCCUGGAUAAGGUUUUCAGAAAGUAAUGUAUGUGAGGGUAAGGACAAAAGAUCAGCCACUAAAUUUUGCAAGCUGCCGGGAGGCUGUCUGGGAUGAUUCUCUUCCCUCUGCCACUCCUUCCUCUUGGGUUUGCAACUACAUCUCUCUCAGAGUCCUGGGGCUUCUCCUAUGAAAAAUCCCUUGGAAUAGUAAUGAAAUUAUUAUGAUUGUUAUUAAGGAACUCUUCUGUUGCUUAAGAAACUCCAGGUACUGUUGGAUUGCCUGAGUGGCGGCUGGACCUCGACCUGAACUUGGUGGUACAGCCCUGGAUCAUCAGGGUAGCUUGAAGGCAGGCAGGGAAAUGGCUUCUGAGCAACUCAGUCUGUGCCAGAGAGGAAAGGCCCUCCGGCUCAGGAGCCAUGCCAGAUUGGGAGCCUGGGGGCUCCUUGGGUCAUCUGCUAGGCUGGGGGCUACACUUAACUGCCCCCCAGCUACCUUCAGUAGUGGGGCUCCAGUGCUGGUGGCUUUGUCCGAACCACAAACCUUAAGAAUCUGCCAAAAUACUUAGACCCAAGUAGUGCUUCUGGCAGUUCUCUUGCUUUCUUUGCCAGGUGUAGGGCCUAGGCAUUCCAUUUCUCCUCUUCCAGUCUCUCCACUCCUCUGCAUGCCUUGCCUUGUGUUGCCUGGGGCUACCAGGCAAGGCACUAAAAAAAAGGCUAUGCUGUAGUGCAGCCUUACUCAGAGUCCUGGGCUUGCUACCUGGCAUCGGUCGCUCCCAGUGACUCUUGUAAUCUCUCCUACAGUCAAACUUCAUCUCCAGCAGAGCCCUAAACAUGUUUUCUUCCUCAGGCCUGCGGGAUUCUCUCUUGUCCUGCAAAAUCCCUCCCCAGUCUUAGCAUACAGUAUACUCCUCCUCCCUUUUUUGCUUCCAGCUGCAUUAUUCCCUAACAGCCACCCGGCAGAUGUGUAGCUGCCAGAUGUGGUCAAAGGCUGUGGUGAAGCUGGCAGGCUCUGGUUGGAGAUGGCUGAGUCCAGAGGCAAGCUCCUCCUGCUUGAAGCAUAGGAAACACUGUCACUUGAGGAGUGGAAGGCUGGGUAGGCAGUUCCAUGCAUGCAAUGCGUUGUGCCAGAUCCUGUCUGGCAGACAGGGAAAAGCUCUGGGGCAGCCACAAUCAGAAACGUAUACAGCAAAGGCACAGUGUCAAAAUGGCCCCAGAACAUGGAAUGGAUAGUACAGUGUGCUUACAAAUGCCCCACGUGUUUUGCUAGAGAAGGCAGUUCUUCUGUUAAAGGCAACAGCAUGCCACCCUGAUCAUCCAGGCCUUUACGGGCAUAUUGCUGGUUUUCUGACUUGACAAGUGUUUCGGUGCCAUUUUAGAGUUUAGGCUCCUUUUUCGUUCCUUGGUUUGGUUGGACCAGCAGGGACCAAUCUCUCUCCCUCCCCUGCCCCCAGUCCUCUGGCUUCCGGCUGGGGCAGUGCUGUGGAGUUGCCUGACACCGGGGGAAGAAAACCCUCUGUCUGGAAAAAAGAGUGCGCCAGCUGCUCUGUUGGGAAGACUCUUUGUUAGCCAAAGUUUGAGUUAUGUCUGUAUUCUGUCCAUGGUUAAAUACACAUAUGUACCCUUGUAUACCAACCAACCUAGGAGUCCAUUACACUGCCUCCUCUGGGAUUUUUUUUUAAAGUAUGCUAUGGGGUUUUUGUUGUUGUUGUUGUUGAUCAGUAGCUAAGCUAGAAUUUCCAAUUUUUUUAAAAAAAUAAAAUGCACGUUCAGACCAGAGUCUGUGGCUGGGGGCAGUGAGGCAGAUGUUGCCUGUCCACGUGGGAAAGCCAUUCCAUGUGGACAGAUUCAGAUUCGGGUCAGGCAUGUGCUGAGGGGAGAAGGUAUGUGCAUCCAAUCUCACAGGAUUAAAUCUUUGUCAGAGGGUCACCUCUGUAGGUUGUGGGUAAGAAAGUGCCAGGACAAGGCUAGUCCAUACAGAUGGGUAGGGGUUUGGAGACGAGACAACAGGUCGGGUCCUCGGAUGAUGGGCAGCACUGCGCUAAUUGAGAAGUGAAGUUGUGGCAAUUUUAAACAAAGUGAGGGAGCUCACCUCCCCAGCCCUUACUACCUUGAUGCUCUGUUGUACAUUAGGGAUGGACAAAGUAUGGCCAGUGGGCCACAGUUGCUCAGAGCCAUUGUUAUUGCCCCCAGGCCCCACAAUCCCCCCCCCAAUACUCUCUGAAAAACACAGGGGCAUUUUCCUCCUACUCUUCCCUAAAACAUUGCCAGACCUCAGUGGGUGACUUCUGUUGGUUUUUGAAAGGGAAGGGUGGAAAGGCAAGCUCUCUACCCCACACUCCCCCCCCCCCCAAAUAUGUUUUAAAAGUGAUGUUUGUGUUUUAUUUAAGAAGACUGGUGAUGCCUAGCCGGGCUCAAGAAGGAGUCAGUGCCUGCAGCUUCUUGCUCGCUGUGAUGUGCCCCCCAAGAUCCAACCAGAAAGCAUGGGAGAGAUGCGCUCUUAUAGAGCGCCUGUAGUGUUCUGUCCAAAUAUUUGCUUCGGAUUUCACAGAUUAAAAGUCAUGAUUGAGUACAAA
Molecule: messenger RNA, 5619 nt
Organism: Sceloporus undulatus (fence lizard)
Lineage: Eukaryota; Metazoa; Chordata; Lepidosauria; Squamata; Phrynosomatidae
Gene: CORO1C
Product: coronin 1C
Exons: 11
Coding region: 14-2152 (712 amino acids)
Biological process (GO): actin filament organization; neural crest cell migration
Molecular function (GO): actin filament binding
Source: RefSeq, a predicted model, not a curated record